Calliphora vicina (urban bluebottle blowfly) is the source of this 4102-nucleotide messenger RNA. RefSeq names its product Ral GEF with PH domain and SH3 binding motif (gene RalGPS). Gene Ontology annotation, molecular function: guanyl-nucleotide exchange factor activity. The transcript is spliced from 7 exons. The record is from RefSeq and is a predicted model, not a curated record. Gene Ontology annotation, biological process: Ras protein signal transduction; positive regulation of GTPase activity. Bases 625 to 2964 code for a protein of 779 amino acids. Gene Ontology annotation, cellular component: plasma membrane. Lineage: Eukaryota; Metazoa; Arthropoda; Insecta; Diptera; Calliphoridae.
GAAAAAAGAACAGCAGUGAACUGACAAUCGGUAAUUUUUUCUUUUCGAUGAGGUAUAAAAAAAUCUGUGUGUGUUUGAGAAAAAAUUAAUAAAUAUAGAAUUAAAAUUUAAUAAUUACAUAAAAAUAACGAAAUAUAUAUGUAAAAAGAAAACGUGUGAAACACAAGUGCUUAAAAAUGUAUAAAUGAAUGAAAAAUCCCAUAGAAUCAAACUGAAUAAAGAAUUUUUUCCCAGCUUUCAAAGAAAAAAAAACACGAAAUAUAUAAUAGGGCAAAACACCAACGAUAUACAGCUUUAAUAAACAAAAAAAAAAACAACAAGUAUAAGAAAUUAAUAAAUAUUAGACGGAGAAAAAUAAAGAAGAAAAAUAAAAGCGAAAAAUAAUUCAUUUAUUAAACAAACAUCAUUUCGAAAUCAUUUCAGAUACGGAAAUGUAUAUUAAAAUAAUAAAAAUUAAACAAAAAAUAUAAUCAUCACUCAACAAUAUGGUGGGUACAAGCUGGUACUUGAUUACGAAUAUGUGAAUAGAACUCCUCUGGAAUAAACAUUGUGACAACAUUAUUGAAUAUGUGCAUGGAUUGGAAAGGGCCGACGACAUCAUAUUGAACAUAAACAGAAUUGGUCAUGAUGCGUUAUUCGGAAAUAUCGAGAGAAUUAUCAAAUGAUAAUUUACGUUAUGUUGAGAUUGGCAGUGGCGGCAGUAGUCAGCAGGAUGAUUGUCCCUUACAUUUAACACGGGAAGCUUCACCCAUGAGUGACAUUUCAACGGGUAGUGGUCCUUUGGUAAAUCAAUCGCCCGCAUCCACAUGCAGACGGCACCAUCAUCAACGCAUGCGUUCUAAACAACGUUACGACGAUGAUCAUUACGAUAAUAUAUCGUUGGGUAAUAAAAAUAAUUUCAGUGGCUUUUAUGCGGGUCUACGCAAUUCGAAACGUUUCUCUAGCAGCGGCAGCAAUGGCAGUGUUAAUGGCACCGCUAAUGGGGCCGCAACUAUAGCCUAUGUACGUCAGCGCAAAGACAGCACACAGUCCACACAAAGCUGUCAAUUUGAAGGGGAUUCACCACUCAAACAAAACAUUAGCAAAUCGUUAAACAUAAAAGGAUCGAGGCGUAAGAAUUCCAUUGGUUGCCUAAAUGCGUUCUCCUCUUCGCCUGAUUCGCCCGGCAACUACUAUGGUGUGGGAUCCGGUCCUCCUUCCUUAAAAUCCAAUAGCUUGCCCGGUCAUGCUUCUAUCAAGACUUCCUUAGACUCUACUAUUUUAAGUGCUUUACGUAUACCCGCCGAUGAAUUAGCCAAUCAAUUGACUUUAUUGGAUUUUCCUAUCUUUGCUGCCAUACAACCAGACGAGUUGACCAGCUGUGCUUGGACCAAAAAAGAUAAACACGUUAUUACACCGAAUAUUGUUGCAUUUACAAAGCGUUUCAAUCACACCAGCUUUUGGAUUGUUCAAGAGAUACUCAGUGGUGAACAGCCGAAACAAAGGGCCGAGAUAUUGGCGCAUUUCAUAAAGGUUGCCAAAAAACUACACGAACUUAAUAAUCUACACUCUCUAUUUGCCAUUAUUUCGGCUAUGCAAAGUGCCAGCAUUUAUCGUCUGAAAAAAACCUGGGCUUGUCUAGCCAAAAAGGAUAAACAAAGCUAUGAACGUCUGAGUGACAUAUUCAGCGAUCAAAAUAAUUGGGAGAAUUUGCGAGCCUAUUUGGAAAGUUUGCGUUUACCCUGUAUACCCUAUUUGGGUUUAUUUCUCACCGAUCUGAUAUACAUCGAUUUGGCGUAUCCGCAAAAAGAUGGCAUUGAACCCGAAUCUCGGCGUAUACGUAUGAAUAAUAUUUUAAGAGUUAUUGCCAAUUACCAGGAAUCAAAUUACAAGCAUAUACAACCCGUAGAUGCAACACAGAAGUAUUUAACCUCCAUAAGGUAUAUAGAAGAAUUGCAAAAUAUAUUUGAGGAGGAACAAUACAAGAAAUCCUUAAAAUUGGAACCCAUUUCGCCUUUGGUUCCCAGCUCUUCUUCUUGCAGUUCUAAGGAAUCAUUUAAUGUGGAUGCUGUUACGCCCGCUUUGGCCUGUUUAAAUCUAUCGCCCGCAAAAAAUUCAGCUUCGGUACGUGUGCCCAACUCCUCGGCUGUUAAAUUUAUACCCGGUCAUCGUAAAUGUCGCAGUCUGGGCACCAAGUUUCGUAGCACCAGUUUGCCGCGAAAUUUUUCACAAAAGUGUCAUUGCUCACUUAUAAUGCUAACAAAAUCUGGCAUUGUUGUCAAUGCUACUGCAACACAUAAACGUUGUCCAUGUCAUUGUCGCAUUUUCGGAAAGUCCAACAAUAGCAACGAUGCGAUAGCUGGCCAAAAUGGGGCAUGUUACGAUGCCCACUAUCACGAUCACAGCGCAUUAAGUCAGCAACUGCAACAGCGACAUCUACUUGAUGACUCCGUACUGGAACAGCCACAAUGUGGUGGUGUUGGUGGUGGUGGCACACCCAACGGUAGCAUACACAUUAAUUUAAGCGAUAAUACAGACGUUAUAGCAUGUCACUUGCACGAAGUCAGCGCUCUUAAUAUACCCACAGAUGAGACAAACUCCUUGCAGGGUUGCGUCAGACGUAAAACCGUACAGAAAGAGGGUCGUAAACCAGCGGUGGCCUCCUGGCAACGCUACUGGCUGCAGAUAUGGGCCAAUUCUUUAGUGUACUUUCCACCCAAAUCAUUUAAGGGCAGCGAACGUAAUGACUUUAAGCGUGAGCCCUGCAAGGUGUGUCCCCUGGAGGGUUGGUUUGCUCAAGUCAUUGACAAUCCAAAACAUAAAAAUACAUUUGAAUUGUAUCACCGUACGUUGGGUACAAUAUAUAAAUUUCGUACCGACAGUCCUCAGACCACACAACUGUGGUGUAGUACUAUUUGCAAGUUGGCCCUACAGCAACAUCGUACACCGCAAACCUUGCCCAUUAAUUUAAUGUCCUUUGAAUAGGAUGCUUAGUUAAUCUAAAGCUAAUUUUGAUAUUCAACUACUAAAUAGGAAAUUAUAGCCGGCCAAGGUAUAUUUGUUGUUUUUUAUUGUAAUAAUUAUCCCAUAAAAUAGGCUUUAGUAGGCUAUAAUAAUAGUUAAUAAUUUCUGUGUCUUAAUUCUGUUUGUUUUUAUACAACUUUUUCAUAGCUUAUGCCAAAAAAACAAGAACAAAAAACUAACCUUUUCUAAAAGUUUCACUUGAUAUCUCAUUCAACAAAAAAAAAAGUUAAAGUAACAUAAAAAUACUCUUAAUCGUUAAAACUACAAUUAAUUUACUUUACUCAAACAACCAACAACAACUAUUUAAUUUCUAAGACUGACAAUAAUUAAACGAAUUCUUUAAUAUUAAAUUAAGUUUAAUAAAAAAACCUAAACUUAAUAAAAAUAGUAACAAUAAUAAUCAUGUUGAUGAUGAUGAAUGUUGUGUAAUCUGUUUUAGUUACUCUACAACUCAGUGUGUUUUUCCUUGAUAUGUAAAUACCUGUAGUUAAAGUAAAGUCUUUAAGGCUUUUUUACACUACAUAAAAGUAAAUCAACGAAUUUUGUUUUGUAACUACCUACAUACAUACAUACAUAUAUUUAUUAAAUAAAAAUAUAUAAAAAUUAGUAUUUAAAGGCAAAACAACAUUUCAAUUUAGGGCAUUUCAUUACAAAAAGCAACAGCAUCAUGAUUAUUACAAACAUUUCAUUUAGUUUUCUAUAUUUGUUUUUUUUUUAUAUUGCACCCAAUUAUUUCUUAAUUAUUUAUACAUUAAAAUCAAAUCUACUUGUUAAUUAAGGUUUAUUAUUAUUAUAUACAUGUAGAAAUGCUAAAACAUUUAAAUAUUUUUUUUUUACAUCUCUUUAGUGUUUAAGAUAAAUUAUUUGUUACGAGAAAUCACUCACUUUACUCACUCUAUUUCUCAAUCACUCUCACACUACUCGAUAGUUUUCUUCACUCACGUUAAAUAAUUUGUACAACAAUAAUAAAAUUAACAAUAAAAGAUCAAAAUUUGUAUUGUUUAGUAUUAAGUUUACACACAUAGAAAAUAUUAGAGAAAAAACAAAAAGAUAUUAAUAAAAACUCAAAAAAUAUAUAUAUUUAAAAAGAAAACGAAAA